This is a messenger RNA of Lymnaea stagnalis (great pond snail), 10670 nucleotides long. Lineage: Eukaryota; Metazoa; Mollusca; Gastropoda; Lymnaeidae. The record is from the annotation of a GenBank genome assembly.
CUGCCAUCAUAUGAAACUCUAUUUCAGGAUAUCUUUUUGAAAAACCAACUCGUUAUUGUGGGACCUGAAGCCACAUCUGAUUGGACCAGUCUUAAAGACUGGGUUCUAGAGGAUGGCAGCCCAAAUUUUCAUUUUCUCAUGGAAAAUUUUGGUAAACAAAUCUUAAAUUCAGUUCUCUUAAAAUUCAUGAUACAAUUUUAACAUUGUUACAAGAAGGAAAAAAAAAAUUAUAAUUUCAAAGCUUGUAACCCAAUUGCAUUGACUUUUAUAACUGCAACAAAAGAGUAGAAUGGAAAAUGAAAUAUAAAAUAUAUAAAUGAAAGUACAGAGUGGGCCCUUUUAGCCAGUGGUCUUGGAAGGAAGAAAAGUUACUAAAAUAACCCAUUUUCCCCUUAAAUGCAUCUCACUCAUUUAAAUAAAUCUAAUCAAUAUUUUAAAUGAACCAAUGUAACUCGAAAUUAUAUUACAUUUACAUUGAAAGAAACUUUUGAUUUAACUUGCAAUUAAAAUAAUAUUAUUAACGAAAAAAUAUAUUAAGUAACUCAUGUCAUAAGAGUUUUGUAAUUUUUAAUGAGCGAAAACAAUAAUAAUGAUUAAUACAUGAUGCCAAAAUAACCUUUAAGACCUUAUGUUGUACACUAUCUUAUUCAAUUUGGAUACAACUACUGCAAAUGCAGUUUUUAAUUUUUUUUAGAAUAAUUGUUUUUAAAAAAUCAUUGAAAAAAAAAUGGGAUAAAUAAGCACUCAGUUUUGAACCCUCACUUAGCUUUCUUAAAGUUCAAAUCUUGACCCACAUCCAUUCACAUAGUUAGGGUUAGUACAGCCCUGGCCAGGCUGAGCUGUUUGCCAACCCCCUUCCACAAAAGAAUCCUGGAGUUGUCAGAAAAUGUUGACCCCUAAAUAUAAAGGAAAAAAAUGCUGCCCCCUCCACACCCCCCAUCCCUAUGUCACUGCUCACAUCAGUAUUUUAUUUGCUAAUAAGUAUUAUGCUUUUAUCAGGAGAGACCACUGCACCCGUUGCAGAUUGCAAUGCACAAGAGUUCUCUGCCCACCCCAAGACAGAAAUGACAGUCAAGAACUUUUUACUUUAUUGGCAAGAACUCAGGUUGCAAGGUUAUCCAAUAGAUGGGAAAUGUCUCUACCUGAAAGACUGGCACUUUGCUAAGUAUGUUUUUAUAAUUCUAAAUUUGGCAUUGCUCAAUUUAACCCAGGGUCAUCAAAACCUAAUCCAAAUAGUCAUUGUUCAUUUCAUUUUUUGGAUUAAAAAAAAAAGAGGAUGAGGUAAAACUAGUAAUAGAACAGACUGAAGUUGUAUACAGGCAUUGCCUUCCUUCUUCAGGUUUUAUUUUUGCUGUUGAAGUAAGACUUUUUGGCUAAAACCUCCACUUUCUUGUAUCGUCCAACUUCUGGUUUUCCUCUACCCUUUUAAUACUUCUUGUUGCUUCACCCUUUAGCAUUUCUCUUAUAAGUUUUUUGGUUGGUAUAUGUUUAUCAGUUCAUAGCAGCCAUUUUUAACACAUGUGUUGUCAUUUAACUGUUGAGGAGCAUAUUUUAUAAUAAUCAGGCGAGUGUGAAAUUUAUGCUAUAUUACCCUACAAAGUACAGGACUUUGAAUGUUAUCAUCUUAUCUAGAAGGCCAGAAUAUUAUGAUCUAAUCUAGAAGGCCAGAAUGUCAUCAUCUAAUCUAAUAGUUUUCAUCUAAUCUAGCAGGCCAGAAUGUUAUUAUCUAAUCUAGCAGGCCAGAAUGUUAUCAUCUAACUAGUAGGCCAGAAUGUUAUCAUCUAAUCUAGAAGGCCAGAAUGUUAUCAUCUAAUCUAGCAGGCCAGAAUGUUAUCAUCUAACUAGUAGGCCAGAAUGUUAUCAUCUAACUAGUAGGCCAGAAUGUUAUCAUCUAAUCUAGUAGGCCAGAAUGUUAUCAUCUAACUAGUAGGCCAGAAUGUUAUCAUCUAAUCUAGCAGGCCAGAAUAUUAUCAUCUGAUCUGGAAGGCCAGAAUGUCAUCAUCUCAUCUAAUAGUUUUCAUCUAAUCUAGCAGGCCAGAAUGUUAUCAUCUAAUCUAGCAGGCCAGAAUGUUAUCAUCUAAUCUAGCAGGCCAGAAUGUUAUCAUCUAAUCUAGCAGGCCAGAAUGUCAUCAUCUUAUCUAGAAGGCCAGCAUGUUAUCAUCUUAUCUAGUAGGCCAGAAUGUUAUCCUCUUAUCUAGAAGGCCAGCAUGUUAUCAUCUAAUCUAGUAGGCCAGAAUAUUAUCAUCUGAUCUGGAAGGCCAGAAUGUCAUCAUCUCAUCUAAUAGUUUUCAUCUAAUCUAGCAGGCCAGAAUGUUAUCAUCUAAUCUAGAAGGCCAGAAUGUUAUCAUCUAAUCUAGAAGGCCAGAAUGUUAUCAUCUAAUCUAGUAUGCCAGAUUGUGAUCUUCAUCAAAAUGACCCAAAAUAAAUUAUUCUUGAAUGAUGUCUUAGACAUUUAGCUUUUAGAAAAUUUAGUGUGUCACAAGUAAGAGAGUUUAAAAUCUGCUGCUUUCAAUUGAUAUAUUCAAUGUUGUUUUUUUUUUGUUGUAAAUAUUUACUACUGACUGCCACUUUCAACACUAGCAACCUAUAUUUGAUUUCAUGGCUUGUACUCUAUGUUCCGGCUUUUAUGUUAUUAACACUAUUUUUGUCUCUGGUAAUUCCUCAGAUCCUUACAAUGGUUUAUUUUCUCCUGGUUUGAUUUUAAUGAGUUUAACAGUCCUAAAAAAGUAAAACAAUUGAAAAAGCAACUUCACAUCAAAUAAGAUUAUUUUUUUGAUAAUGAUAUUAAAUUAAUUUUUGGUGAGAAUAUGGUCAUCAGAGAAUCGGUCAUUGAAAAAGAACUAUUUUUCUUUUGUUUUUCAGAUAUUUUCCAUCUUACAAUGCUUACAGACCUCCAGCAUUCCUUUGUUCUGAUUGGAUGAAUGAAUUCUGGGACGUGAGGGAUGAUAUCGUCGAUGAUGAUGACUACAGGUUUGUCUAUAUGGGUCCCAAAAACUCUUGGACACCGCUCCAUGCAGAUGUCUUGCACUCUUACAGUUGGUCGGCAAACAUUUGUGGAUUAAAGAAGUGGAUCUUCUUUCCACCAGGUAACGGAUAAAAUUUUUUACAGUCUUGUCAGAAAUAAAACAAAAAACUUGCUGUCCUGUCCUUUUUUUUUAUGUAUCAGGAAUAUUGUUUAUACUGACUCAGCAAUAGUUUUAAUGUAUCAGGAAUAUUGUUUAUACUGACUCAGCAAUAGUUUUAAUGUAUCAGGAAUAUUGUUUAUACUGACUCAGCAAUAGUUUUAAUGUAUCAGGAAUAUUGUUUAUACUGACUCAGCAAUAGUUUUAAUGUAUCAGGAAUAUUGUUUAUACUGACUCAGCAAUAGUUUUAAUGUAUCAGGAAUAUUGUUUAUUCUGACUCAGCAAUAGUUUUAAUGUAUCAGGAAUAUUGUUUAUUCUGACUCAGCAAUAGUUUUAAUGUAUCAGGAAUAUUGUUUAUUCUGACUCAGCUAUCAUGUUUUUUUUUGGUACACUUAGAUACAAAAAUCCUUCUCUUAAAAAAAAUAUGAGAUGUGUAUUUUGAAAACAAAAAAUAGUCAAAUGUAAUACAAUGAUAUAAAAAAAUAUAUAUCUCUUCUACAUGCUAAUGCUAGCCACUUGGACUUUACAAAUUAUUGGCAAAUGAAAAAAUGCUGUUGAAAUACUAUGUUUCCGAAUACUGACACUUACCAUCUUUUUUUUGUGUAUACCACAAUGACUAAAGUAGUUGGGGUCAUUUUAAGAAGUUCAGUGGUGUAUUUAAUGGAUCCUAUUUAGGGACAAGAUGAACAUUAACAUUGAACUAGGAGAUUCUAUAAUGUUUUAAAUUAAUUGUUACAAGGGAUCAUAAAAUGGUAUUCUUCCUAAGUACGAAUUUUAAAAUGAAAAGUAUUCUUUUACACAAAGCAAGUACCCAAAAAACUGUCUAUGUAAAAUGUUUGAAGAUUGACUUGAGCAUUGUCAAAUUUUACAUGAUUUCUACAAAAAAUCAUUUAUUAUUAUUAUUAUUCAUGAAAUAAAAUGUUCUGAUCUCAGCCAAUAUUUAUCUUACCAGGCUCAGAGAAGAAGCUCAAAGACAAACAUGAACACCUGGCCUUUGACCUACGAUCUCAAGAGCUUUAUGACCCUGAUAAAUAUCCUGAUGCUGCCAGUGUUGUGGACAAUGCGAUCACCGUACUACAGAACCCAGGGGAGAUCAUUUUCAUACCAAGCGGAUGGUAUCACCAAGUAUUCAACUUAGUGAGAAUCAUUUUAAGUUUGUGUGUCCUUAAAAGUAGUGGUGGGGGAACUGUGGCUCGUGAGUCAAUUUUGGCUCUUGUGUGUCCUUUAAAGCAGGGGGGUGAAUUAUGGCUCAUGACAUAAUUGUGGCUCUUUCGUGUCCUUAACUCAUUCAUUGCGGCAGUACUACUUCGGUACUUAAUUUAUUUUCCUGAGGAAAGGGAAGCAACUCAGUUUUGAAAUUGAUUUACAUUUUUAAAAUUUAAAAUAUUUUUUAAGCUGCUAAAUAAUAAUAAAUGUUAAUGAAAUAAUGCUUAACAAAAAAUAUAACAUUAGCGGCGAAAAAAUAAUGAACAAUGGCCAAAAAAUUGAUUUUUGGCACCUCGGGCGAACACAUGCUACAUAUAGAUGCCCUGUUCUAAAGCACACAUAGUUUUAAAGUGAAACAAGAUAAAAACUUUCGGUUUUUUAAAUUAAAAUCACACAGAAAUCACGCCAUAGCAGGAAGUCUCGAGGGACGCUAGAUUUCAUUGCUAUUUUUAACUAAAAAUAAGAGAGGUGUGUCGCUAUGCGCCGGGACGCAUUUGGACGCAUCAGGAGAAAGCCCUUUAAGGACGCAUUUAGUCGGGAAUGAGUUAAAAGCAAGGGUGGGUGAACUAUGACUCGUGAGCCGAUUGUGGCUCAUGCCUCCAUUUUGAAUGGCUCGCGCUCCCUUAAAAUUAUUAAAAUAAUAAUAAAAAUGAAGGUGUAAUUUAAAUUUUUGAUUGAAGAUGUUACAACAAUAUGGGUUUGUUUGGCUUUUCUGGUGAUUGAAGGUGUUACAACAAUGUGGGUUUGUUUGGCUUUUCUGGUGAUUGAAGGUGUUACAACAAUGUGGGUUUGUUUGGCUUUUCUGGUGAUUGAAGGUGUUACAACAAUAUGGGUUUGUUUGGCUUUUCUGGUGAUUGAAGGUGUUACAACAAUAUGGGUUUGUUUGGCUUUUCUGGUGAUUGAAGAUGUUACAACAAUAUGGGUUUGUUUGGCUUUUCUGGUGAUUGAAGGUGUUACAACAAUGUGGGUUUGUUUGGCUUUUCUGGUGAUUGAAGAUGUUACAACACUAUGGGUUUGUUUGGCUUUUCUGGUGAUUGAAGGUGUUACAACAAUAUGGGUUUGUUUGGCUUUUCUGGUGAUUGAAGAUGUUACAACACUAUGGGUUUGUUUGGCUUUUCUGGUGAUUGAAGGUGUUACAACAAUAUGGGUUUGUUUGGCUUUUCUGGUGAUUGAAGGUGUUACAACAAUAUGGGUUUGUUUGGCUUUUCUGGUGAUUGAAGAUGUUACAACAAUAUGGGUUUGUUUGGCUUUUCUGGUGAUUGAAGGUGUUACAACAAUGUGGGUUUGUUUGGCUUUUCUGGUGAUUGAAGAUGUUACAACACUAUGGGUUUGUUUGGCUUUUCUGGUGAUUGAAGGUGUUACAACAAUAUGGGUUUGUUUGGCUUUUCUGGUGAUUGAAGAUGUUACAACACUAUGGGUUUGUUUGGCUUUUCUGGUGAUUGAAGGUGUUACAACAAUAUGGGUUUGUUUGGCUUUUCUGGUGAUUGAAGGUGUUACAACAAUAUGGGUUUGUUUGGCUUUUCUGGUGAUUGAAGAUGUUACAACACUAUGGGUUUGUUUGGCUUUUCUGGUGAUUGAAUGUGUUACAACAAUAUGGGUUUGUUUGGCUUUUCUGGUGAUUGAAGGUGUUACAACACUAUGGGUUUGUUUGGCUUUUCUGGUGAUUGAAUGUGUUACAACAAUGUGGGUUUGUUUGGCUUUUCUGGUGAUUGAAGGUGUUACAGCAAUAUGGGUUUGUUUGGCUUUUCUGGUGAUUGAAGGUGUUACAACAAUGUGGGUUUGUUUGGCUUUUCUGGUGAUUGAAGGUGUUACAACAAUAUGGGUUUGUUUGGCUUUUCUGGUGAUUGAAGGUGUUACAACAAUAUGGGUUUGUUUGGCUUUUCUGGUGAUUGAAGACAAUGUGGGUUUGUUUGGCUUUUCUGGUGAUUGAAGGUGUUACAACAAUAUGGGUUUGUUUGGCUUUUCUGGUGAUUGAAGGUGUUACAACAAUAUGGGUUUGUUUGGCUUUUCUGGUGAUUGAAGGUGUUACAACAAUAUGGGUUUGUUUGGCUUUUCUGGUGAUUGAAGGUGUUACAACAAUAUGGGUUUGUUUGGCUUUUCUGGUGAUUGAAGGUGUUACAACAAUAUGGGUUUGUUUGGCUUUUCUGGUGAUUGAAGGUGUUACAACAAUAUGGGUUUGUUUGGCUUUUCUGGUGAUUGAAGGUGUUACAACAAUGUGGGUUUGUUUGGCUUUUCUGGUGAAUUAAUAAAUUCUCUAUAAUUUGGAUAAAAUCCCCCCCCCCCCUUUUCCACCCCUGCUAUCACCAUUUGUGAGUCUGUUAUUUCUUGAAUCUGGCAUGCAGCUACAUAAGUUUUGCUCACCCCUGCUUUAAAGGAUGAGAAAAAUCCUUCUUUUUUCUUUUUUUUUGUAUAGUUCUGUGUCCCUUUCAAGGGGUGCAGUGGGAUGUACUACAACAGGGACUGUUUUACAACUGGGACUGAUCCUGUCUCCAGCCUUAUGAAUUUAAGCAGAGUUUAAUAUUGCAGGUGUAAUCAGAGUAAUGAAGACCAUUAACAUUUCAAACACUUUCAGAUCUGACCUUAUGUUUCAUUUGCUGCUGUAACUCUGACCUGUUUUAUCUAGUUUAUAACCUAUUGGUCAUAUAUAAAUAUUCUAGAGUUUGAUGAAAUGAUAAAAAUGUUGAAAAUAAAACAUGAACUCCUUGACAUGCCUUAAGCCAGUCUCCCAAGUAUUAUUUCUCUUACCUUAUUUCAGGAGGACACAAUAUCUAUCAAUCACAACUGGAUCAAUGGCUGCAGCUCCCACUUGUGCUGGGAGUAUGUCAAGAGCAGACUGACCGCUGUCCAGAAGGAGAUAUCAGAUUGUAACCAAAUGGAGGGAUGGGAUGAACAGUGCCAGGUGGGUUGUGAACAGUGCCAGGUGGGUUGUGAACAGUGCCAGGUGGGUUGUGAACAGUGCCUGGUGGGUUGUGAACAGUGCCAGGUGGGUUGUGAACAGUGCCAGGUGGGUUGUGGACAGUACCAGGUGGGUUGUGAACAGUGCCAGAUGGGUUGGUUUUAGUGCCAUAUGAUUUGAGGAAGUCUUAUUUAACAAUCUUGUGGUGCAACCGCCCUCCCCCUCCCAACCACUGCAGGGGGGCAACCGCCCAUCCAUCACAGGGGGCAAACACCCUCUCCCCUCCCAACCACCGCAGGGAGGGACAUGAGAUAUUUUGCUUUAAAUGCAAUAGAUAAAUUGUAACAUUUUAUGACAUCUUUUAAAGAAGUGUUUGAUUAGAAAAUGAAAUAUAUAUAGCAAACAUAUGGUAUGUCAUUGGCUGUAUAUAUGUUGUUGGUCAGUCAGGAGUUGACCAUGACCACUUUUAUCAUCAGAUUUGUGCUGAUUCUGUCUGUGGGUGCGCAGAUGGCUAAUGAGGCCGAUUCUGGCACAAAAUUCUCUUGUGCAGUAGGUGCAGGGGAAUAAUGAGGCAUCUCCGGUAGCAGAGUCAGACCGGGCCUUCCUGGCAUGUCUCAUGGGCUCUGCAGCCGCUGUUCUGCCAGCUUCAUGCUCAUGCUGUAUGGAGCUCUUGUGUAAAGUGGAACGCCAUGAUGUUCGAUCCUUUGCUUUUUUCUCCCACGUGUCUGGAUUUAUGUCAAACAUUUUCAGUGAGGCUUCGAGGUUGUCUUUAAAACGGUUUCUUCUGUCCGCCAGCAGACCGCUUUCCUUGUUCGAGCUCACCAUAGAACAUUCUUUUUGGCAGAUAGUCGUCUGACAUUCUCACAACAUGACCCAUCCAGCGCUGGGACUUCAUUAAGAUGGUAAAGGGGAGACCUGCCUGUGUGAGCACCUCAGUGUCUGGGACUCUGCCCUGCCAUUUAAAUCAGCUGUAUAUUUUAUAAUUCAUUGCUAAGGCCUGAUGAUAAGAAGAAAAAUUUCUCACAAAUUAACCUACCAAAUAUAAUAUAUUUAUACAAAGCAGUAAAUGAAAUUGCUUCUAACAAGUCCUCAAACUUUGGAAAACGAAACAUUAAUACAAAUUAAGUUUUGAUGGAAAUUUCUUUGUUCCAUCACUGACCCAUAAACUGGCCAUUGAAAACACUGACCCAAUGACUGGCUGUUAAACACACUGACCCAUAGACUUUUAAAAACACUGACCCUUAGACUGGCUGUUAGAAAAACUGACCCAUAGACUGUUAAAAACACUGACCCAUAGACUGACUGUUGAAAACACUGACCCAUAGACUGAUUAUUGAAAACACUGACCCAUAGCCUGACUGUUAAAAACACUGACCCAUAGACUGUUAAAAACACUGACCCAUAGCCUGGCUGUUAAAAACACUGACCCAUAGACUGUUAAAAACACUGACCCAUAGCCUGGCUGUUAAAAACACUGACCCAUAGACUGUUAAAUACACUGACCCAUAGCCUGACUGUUAAAAACACUGACCCAUAGACUGUCAAAAACACUGACCCUCAGACUGGCUGAUAAAAACACUGACCCAUAGCCUGGCUGUUAAAAACACUGACCCAUAGACUGUUAAAAACACUGACCCAUAGCCUGGCUGUUAAAAACACUGACCCAUAGACUGUUAAAAACACUGACCCAUAGCCUGACUGUUAAAAACACUGACCCAUAGACUGUUAAAAACACUGACCCUUAGACUGGCUGUUAAAAACACUGACCCAUAGCCUGACUGUUAAAAACACUGACCCAUAGACUGGCUGUUAAAAACACUGACCCAUAGCCUGACUGUUAAAAACACUGACCCAUAGACUGUUAAAAACACUGACCCAUAGACUGGCUGCUCAAAACACUGACCCACAGACUAGGUGUUUAUAACCACUGAAACAUAGCAAAUAAAGCUAAGACAUCUCAAGCUCCGUUCUUUAAAAAGGAUUAUGAGUCCACCCCAACCAUACUUACUAGACUAGAGAUCUCUGUCAGAUUUUGUGAAGCUUCCUCACAUUAAUAAGUUUUUGUGUAAUUUAAUUUUAAUAUCACUUUGUUUUAGAUGAUUCUGAAAGCUGACAGUGGCGUUGACUUUGUGGAUUUUUACAACUUCCUGGCCACAAUAGCCGAACACAGACUGAAAGCCUUAAGUCAGUAUGUGGAGGAGGUCAUCGCACCAGGCCUUUUGGUGGACAUCCAUAUCAAGGAUACUCCCUUAUCAGGUGACCAGAUGCAUUGGUCAGUUCUCAAGGAUGGCUCAUCUUGCAAACAUAAACACUUUGAAAACACUGCCUGUUGCUGGUGCAAUCAGUUAGAUUUUCCUGGGGGAAAAGAUGUGCUGAGUUUUAUAAUAGUUGAUCCUUUACUUUGCAAUUUAAGCUGUGACCUAGUCCAGAAGAAGGAAGAUAGUCAUUUAGGCUGUGACCUAGUUGAGGAGAAAGAAUCUAGUCAUUUAAGCUGUGACCUAGUUGAGGAGAAAGAAGCUAGUCAUUUGAGCUGUGACCUAGUACAGAAGAAGGACGCUAGUCAUUUAAGCUGUGACCUAGUCCAGGAGAAGGGACCUUGUGAUUGCUUCAAGGGUCAUAGUUCUGAUGUUCCAAUUUAUGAUGACAAGGUUAAAGUCCACCAAGAAUUUGUUGUUGUUUCCCUUUGUGAUGGCUGUGAUAAAGGUCACCCUGUAUUGGUUGCCCCCCUUUGUGAUAGUAAGGUCAAAGUUAACAUUUCAUGUCCUUUACCUUGUUGUGAUACCACUAGCCUUAGAAGUGUUUAUAGUGCAAGCAUCCAUUGUUCUGAGCUGUGUCCAUGUUUUGAAUGUGAUUGCAGAAUGGUAAAAUCAGGAUCAGAAAACUUUGUAAUGGGAUUGUUAGAUCACAAUUGUAACAUUAAAAUCCCCAGUGAAGAAUUACAAUGUUCUGCAUUAUUAUUGGGUGAUACCGAUCAAAGAGUUGUCCUUGAAUUUAACAGAUGUUUUGAAAACUUUGAUCUCCAUGAGCGUUUGUCUGGGGACCGACACUUUGAUCAGAGUCUGGAGAAUGGUUUCAAGAAAAAUGUGUCUUAUACUUUUGAGUCUCAUGAACACAUCAAGAGAAUAAACGAUAUUUUAUCCUUUUGUAAAGAAAAGAAAAUUUCAGAACACAAAUCGACCAAUUCAGGGAUCCCCCCUGUGUUUUUGUGCCUGUUCAAAGGCACUGUAGUUAAUCCGGCCAAUGCUCAGAAUUUAGAGACCUUGAAUGAAAUUAAAACCUAUCCAUCUCAUUCUGUUGAUGUGGGCAAGGAUACGGCUCAGAGUGGCAAAGAUGUGAGCUGUCCAUCUUUUGAGCCACACAGGCAUUGUCCACACUGGGCCCACUGUGGGCCCAACCUGGCCUUGUUUGACCUUUGUCGUGUGGUUGAUCUCGUCAGAGACAUGCAG